UUCCUUUUUAUUGAUUUUCGUGAGUGUGUAAUUGGGGAUUGAAACUUUUGAUUUGACUUAGUCGCAGUUUACGAUUUUAGGGUUUCCAGUUGAAUAAAUAUUUGGUCUUUGCUAAUUGUGUUUGAUGAAAUUGUGUUCUUGGUUUUCUUUUGUUGUUAGUUUUGUGAUUCUUUUCUUCUUAACUAUUGGUUCUGUGUUGAUUUUAAUAACAUUUUUUUUAAUACUUGGGAUUGGAGAUUGGGUUUCUUAGAAAAUUUCGGUUUGGUUUGGUUUGUUUGUUUGUUUUUAAUACUGAAUUCAAAGCGGUGUUGUUUGGUUUGGACCGAAUAGUAAUAGGGUAUGAUUUGGUUUGGUUUGAAAAACCCCAAACUGAAUUAACACGGUUUGGUUUCUGUUUGGACUAUAAACCGAAAUCAAAUUAUAAAUCGAACUUUCACUCUUAAUUAUGGAUACUUCAAAUGUAAUCACUCCUAAUUACGAAAAGUGUAACUUUUACGGUAAUAAUGGGUAAAACCCAAUUGAUUUGCGUAACAAACUUGUGAAUUGUGAUUCAUUAAUGGUAAUUCUUUAAUUGUUUAUUCCUUUCUCAAAUUAGACUAAUGAUUUGAUGUAUAUUUGUAUUUUUUUUUUCUUUCUUUUAAUUUUCGUGAGUAUAAUUGGGGAUUGAAACUUUUUGUUCGACUUAGUCCCAAUUUACGAUUUUAGGGUUUUCAGUUGCAUGGAUCUUUGGUCUUUGCUAUUAAUUGUGUUUGAUGAAAUUGUGUUCUUGGAUUUUCUUUUGUUGUUAGUUUUGUGAUUUUUUUCUUCUUAACUAUUGGAUCUGUGUUGAUUUUAAUAAAUGUUUUUUUAAUACAAUAAUGAAGAUUGGGUUUCUUUAGAAAAUUUCGUUUUUUUUUUUUUUUUAAAGGUGAUUAAACCGUAAAUCGAAUUUUCACCCCCUAAUUAUGGUAUUUCAAAUGUAAUCACCCCUAAUCACAAAAACUGUAAAUUUUACGAUAAAAAAUGGAUAAAACCGCUAUUUCGGGUCUAAUUAUCACGGGGAUAAAAGUGUAACUUUUACAAUAAAAAUGAGUAAAAUCAAUAUCUAGAUAAAACUACUAUUUUUCAAGUAGUGAUUUUUAAGGCAAACCUACUAAUUCAAGUAGUGGUAUUGCUCCAUGAGUCAUGAACUCAUGAUAAACAAGUUGUAAUUUUUUUUUGAAAUGUUAAUGUCACUCAUUUUUUUUUCCAGGAACACACAUUUCAUUUCAUUGCCUUGUUCUCCCGGCAAACAAAUAAUUCAAUUCCAUGGACAACCCACCAAAAAUCCCAUUCCCCGUCGACGGUGCCGAGAUAUCUGAGCUCGACGAUUUCCUUCUGCAGAAGAUCCUCUCCAAACUUCCGGCCAAAACCUUUGCAUCAGCCGCAUGCGUUAGCCGCAAUUGGAAUGGCAUUUGUAGUCGUAUUCUAGUUCGUCCCAAAUUAUCAUCUGUCUUCUCUUUGAAUACCAACCUUCCCGAAGCUGUGACAGAGGUGACUGACAAGGUUCUUUCUGAGCCAAUUCGACCUCAUUUUGCAAUUCUCUCGAUUUGUCCUAAUUUUGAUAUCGAUGAAGCUCAUAAACUUAUUACUGAGAAAUUGGGUUCUACAAUCCCGAUUGUUACAUGUGAUGUUAAUGGGAUCAUUGGAAGGGAUGCGGAAACUGACUGUUUAAGCGAGGUGAGGUUCCCAUAUUUUGAUGAUGAGGAUCAUUGUCCUCUGCAUAAUGGGGGUAUUUCAUUAACAAUUGGAUAUUUUCCCAGCCUUAAAGUUGGUAUCAUCUCACUUCCAAAAGCAAAAAAGGGAGGCAGUAUUGACAAGUUUGUCAUGGACCUGAGGGGUUUUUCAGCUUCUGUAUCAGGUCUCACAUCCCCUGAGGCAAUCAUAAUGUUUGGAGAUUCACGAGCUCAUAUGAAACCUGUUCUCGAAAAGUUGGAUUACGCGUUGUCUCAAAAAACUGUCUUUGCUGGAAAUGAAAUCUGCAGUUUCAGGCAUUCGAGCAUUGAUACAGAAAUCAUUUCAACACAUCGAGGACAGGGAUCAUCUUAUGAUGCUGUUGCUCUUGUUUUUGCAAUGAAGAGAACUACAUUUGGUGGUCAAGGGAAAAUUGAAUUCCAUUUUGCAGUAGGAGCCGGAGUUACUGCCGUGGGCACAACAUAUCAAGUGGUUUCUGCUAAAAUGAGGACCCCUGACUUUACUACAUGGUUGACUGCCAAACGAGAGGGAGAAAAUGAGAUUCUUGAUGGUGAAGGAUUGCUACAUGAUUUUGAAAUGGAGAUGGGCGAUCCAGUUCCGAAUUAUGAUCUGCACAUUGGGAUAAGAAAAAGAAGAAAAUAUUCCAUUGGCUCAGAGCAGGCUAGAUAUGUGAAGACUGUGGCCUAUCAUCCUGUUCAAGAGGGAGAUGAGCAGUACCUGUAUGUUGGCGGUUUGGAUAUUAAGACUGGUGAUACAUUUCGUUUUUAUAUUCCUGAUAGAGAAUAUGCAUUGGAUUCAUGUGCCACUGUAUCUGAAAACUUUGGAAAGCUAAAGGACAAGGAUAUCAUCGGAGGUUUAGUCUUUUCUUGCUGUGGCCGUGGUGAAUUUUUUUUUGAGAAGCCAAAUGUUGAUAGCUCCCCAUUCUUGGAUAAUUUUCCUAAUAUUCCGUUGGCAGGAAUGUUUUGUGGUACAGAAAUUGGACGUGGUUUCCCCAAUUUAGGGCAAGAAGAAGCUUCUGAAAGUCUCUUGCAUGCCUAUAGUUCUAUCUACCUACUUCUGUCUUACAUUCCGCCUACUCCUAGUUCAUAGAAUGCUAACGGAGAACCUCUCCGUGCUUGCUUAAAGAGGGUCUUGUAUGCAAAGCAAAUGACAACUAUUGAGAAAGCUCUGUCUGUUUUGUUUGUACCCUGAUAGAAUAUGUAUAACUGCUUUAAUUUCAUGCUGGUGAUUGUUCUUUACAACAUUACUCCGAGUUAUUUGCUAGUAAAACUUGAAAUAUAUUUGUCUUA
Messenger RNA from Chenopodium quinoa (quinoa), 3002 nucleotides. RefSeq names its product F-box/LRR-repeat protein At5g63520-like. Gene Ontology annotation, biological process: protein polyubiquitination; positive regulation of proteasomal ubiquitin-dependent protein catabolic process. Gene Ontology annotation, molecular function: protein binding. NCBI's taxonomy places the organism in Eukaryota, Viridiplantae, Streptophyta, Magnoliopsida, Caryophyllales, Amaranthaceae. The transcript is spliced from 10 exons. The record is from RefSeq and is a predicted model, not a curated record. The coding region runs from base 1288 to 2802 and encodes 504 amino acids.